CCAACACCGACACCAUGCGCGAAAUUGUUCACGUUCAGGCCGGCCAGUGCGGUAACCAGAUUGGUGCCAAGUUCUGGGAGGUCAUCUCCGACGAGCACGGCAUUGACCCAACGGGCACUGCCACGGGCGACUCGGACCUCCAGCUCGAGCGCAUCAACGUCUACUACAACGAGGCCACCGGCGGCAAGUAUGUGCCCCGCGCCGUCCUCGUCGAUCUGGAGCCCGGCACGAUGGACUCCGUCCGCUCCGGUCCCUACGGCCAGAUCUUCCGCCCCGACAACUUUGUCUUCGGCCAGUCUGGCGCCGGCAACAACUGGGCCAAGGGCCACUACACCGAGGGCGCCGAGCUUGUCGACGCCGUCCUCGACGUUGUCCGCAAGGAGGCCGAGGGCUGCGACUGCCUUCAGGGCUUCCAGCUCACACACUCCCUCGGUGGCGGUACCGGCUCUGGCAUGGGCACGCUGCUCAUCUCCAAGAUCCGCGAGGAGUACCCCGACCGUAUCAUGAACACAUUCUCCGUCGUGCCUUCCCCCAAGGUGUCCGACACCGUCGUCGAGCCCUACAACGCCACCCUCUCUGUCCACCAGCUUGUUGAGAACACCGACGAGACGUACUGCAUCGACAACGAGGCCCUCUACGACAUCUGCUUCCGUACCCUCAAGCUCACCACCCCCACUUACGGCGACCUCAACCACCUCGUCUCCGCCUGCAUGAGCGGUGUCACCACCUGCCUCCGCUUCCCUGGCCAGCUCAACGCUGAUCUGCGCAAGCUCGCCGUCAACAUGGUUCCCUUCCCCCGUCUCCACUUCUUCAUGCCUGGCUUUGCUCCUCUCACCAGCCGCGGCUCCCAGCAGUACCGCGCCCUGACCGUCCCCGAGCUCACCCAGCAGAUGUUCGACGCCAAGAACAUGAUGGCCGCCUGCGACCCCCGCCACGGCCGCUACCUCACCGUCGCCGCCAUCUUCCGUGGCCGCAUGUCCAUGAAGGAGGUUGACGAGCAGAUGCUCAACGUCCAGAACAAGAACAGCUCGUACUUUGUCGAGUGGAUCCCCAACAACGUCAAGACCGCCGUCUGCGACAUUCCUCCCCGCGGCCUCAAGAUGUCUGCCACCUUCAUUGGCAACAGCACCGCCAUCCAGGAGCUCUUCAAGCGCGUCAGCGAGCAGUUCACCUCCAUGUUCCGCCGCAAGGCCUUCCUUCACUGGUACACUGGCGAGGGUAUGGACGAGAUGGAGUUCACCGAGGCCGAGUCCAACAUGAACGACCUCGUCUCCGAGUACCAGCAGUACCAGGACGCCACCGCUGAGGAGGAGGGCGAGUUCGACGAGGAGGAGGAGGAGUACGAGGACUAA
Salpingoeca rosetta is the source of this 1352-nucleotide messenger RNA. Its product is annotated as tubulin beta chain. Bases 15 to 1352 code for a protein of 445 amino acids. Gene Ontology annotation, biological process: mitotic cell cycle; microtubule cytoskeleton organization. Gene Ontology annotation, molecular function: GTP binding; structural constituent of cytoskeleton; GTPase activity. The record is from RefSeq and is a predicted model, not a curated record. The transcript has a single exon. Gene Ontology annotation, cellular component: cytoplasm; microtubule. Lineage: Eukaryota; Choanoflagellata; Craspedida; Salpingoecidae.